Messenger RNA from Lactuca sativa (garden lettuce), 4096 nucleotides. It is a transcript of the gene UBC23, whose product is annotated as ubiquitin-conjugating enzyme 23. The record is from RefSeq and is a predicted model, not a curated record. NCBI's taxonomy places the organism in Eukaryota, Viridiplantae, Streptophyta, Magnoliopsida, Asterales, Asteraceae. Gene Ontology annotation, molecular function: ubiquitin conjugating enzyme activity.
CCGUAUUUCUUCAGCUCCUUCGACUUCUGGUCUUUAUACAAAAGUUUUCAUUACUUGUUCUUCACAAUCGUGCAAUCAACGUGGAAUCAAUACCAAAUAGUUCCGUCUUUAGAGGUACAUAUUUUUUGAUUUCAUUACCCCUUUCAAACUUCGUCAAAAGAUUCGUUGCUUUCAAGGGGAUAGAUUGCUUCCUGAUGUUCAUUAGCGUACACGAUUCGUCCAUUGAUGUUUUCCUCCAUUUUAUACCAAUUUUUUUCUAAAGUUUUUUGUUCGUCGAUAAACGUGGGAUUAAUUUCAGCUGAUUCCUCGUUUCGCCGAUUCAACGACCGACUUCAUCUCGUGGAUUUUUAAGCUGUUUUUCGUUGUUUGUUUAUUAAUCCCCACUUCCGUCAUUAGUAUUGUUGGAUUCACAAUCUGAAAUUAUCUAUUAUUACCCCCAAAUCUGAUAUUCAUCUGACAUCCGAAUCAAAGAAUUAGAAUCUACUAACAAGAUAAUCAAUCGACUCAAAUCUGCUUCACCAGCUCUGAUUAGAUAAUGAGAAAGUGGGAAUCACAAACUUUCACCCCAACAUUCAAAACUGAUUACUGUUAUAAUGCACAUUCAAACACCCCCAAAUUCUCAAUCUAGGAUGGAAUCCAAGCUGGAUUGUGAUACGGAUCAUGGUCAUGAUCAUGAUCCAAACGAAGCUUCCAUGGUCAAGAUAGAAGAGAAUGGAAGGCGUCCAGGGGUAUAUAUCUACAGACAAGAUGUUGUAAAGAGCAAAACUGAUGGAAAGACAGGUGUAGUGACAGAAGUUGCAGGUGAUUCUGAUUCAGAUAGCAGUAGUGAUGAUGAAGAUGAAGAUGAAGACAAUGAAGUGGUGGGCCCCAAAGAAGAUUUACGUGAAAACAUCACUGGAAAUAAUACUGAUAAUGAUGAUGAAGAAGAAGAAGAAGAAGGAGAAGAAGAAAACACCCCACUUCCAGCAGACCAUGUUAGGGUUCUAUGGAUGGAUGAGUCAGAGUCAACCCAUAGUCAAAAUGAUGUGAUAGUAAUCGACAGAGGUUUUUUACAUGGAGAUUAUGUUGCUUCUGCUUCUGAUCCAACUGGGCAAGUGGGUGUUGUUAUUGAUGUCAAUAUAUCCGUUGACUUGUCAACCAUUGAUGGGUGUGUCAUAAAUGAUGUCUCUUCAAAGAAUCUGAAACGUGUAAGGGAUUUUCAAGUGGGCGAUUAUGUAAUUUUUGGUCCAUGGUUGGGCAGAAUCGAUGAUGUUCUUGAUAAUGUAACAGUCAUGUUUGAUGAUGGAUCAGUUUGUAAAGUUAUGAAAGCUGAUCCUUUAAGGUUAAAACCUGUUGGCAAGAAUCUUCUAGAAGAUGCACAUUACCCAUAUUACCCUGGUCAAAGAGUCAAAGCAAGUUCUUCAUCUGUUUUCAAGAAUUCAAGAUGGGUAUCUGGGUUGUGGAAAGCUUCAAGAUUGGAAGGAACUGUAACAAAUGUGACAGCUGGAUCCGUUUUUGUUUAUUGGAUUGCAUCCGCGGGUUAUGGCCCGGAUUCUUCAAUUACACCUUCUGAAGAACAAAACCCUAAAAACUUAAAGUUAUUGGCAUGUUUUUCACAUGCAAAUUGGGAACUUGGUGAUUGGUGUCUUCUUCCAUCUCCAAAAGACUCUGUAAAAGGUAGAUUACAAGGUCAAGAGAAGUCCGAGAGUGAUUCCGAAGUGCAAGAAAACACUGGAAUCGGAAUCACCAAUUCCAAUCCUUCUACUGAAUCUAGUUCUUGUAGUGGUUCAUUGCCUGUUUCAAAAGGUUCGAGUUCUGGGACUCAUGAAUCUUGGCCUUUACAUAGGAAAAAGGUAAGAAAAGUUAUGGUGAAGAGGGAUAAAAGGUGUAAGAAAAAAGAGGAAAAUUACGAAAAAGCCCUUCAAAUUGUGAACACGAAAACACGAGUUGAUGUACUUUGGCAAGACGGGAGUACAAAACACGGAUUGGAUUCCACUUCUUUGAUUCCAAUUGAAAACCCUGGAGAUCAUGAAUUUGUUUCUGAACAAUAUGUUGUGGAAAAACCUAGUGAUGGGAAUGAUGCUGCUGAUGAUGAUCAUGAUGAUGAAGUUAGUCGUGUUGGAGUUGUGAAAAGUGUGAAUGCAAAAGAAAGAACUGCAUGUGUAAGGUGGUUGAAAUCGGUUGCAAGAGCAGAAGAUUUUAAGGAAUUUGAUAAAGAGGAAGUUGUGAGUGUGUAUGAGCUUGAAGGGCAUCAAGAUUAUGAUUAUUGUUAUGGGGAUGUGGUUGUGAGGUUACCAUCUGCUGACGUGGCAGGGUUGACCGAUGGGAAUGAGGUCAAAGGAGAUUUUUCGGAUCUUUCUUGGGUUGGAAACAUUACAGGGCUUAGAAAUGGUGAUAUUGAAGUUACUUGGGCUGAUGGGAUGGUUUCAAUGGUGGGCCCACAAGCAAUAUAUGUAGUAGGGCGUGAUGAUGAUGAUGACUCAGCUGGUGGUGGAAGUGAAGUAAGUGAUGAUGCAGCAAGUUGGGAAACAAUGGAGGGUGAAGAUAAUGAUAUGGAAAAUCUUCAAAAGGCACUAGAGGAUCUUGGGAUGCAAAAUGGGUCACAGGAUACAGAUGAGCAAACAGCUGAAAGCAUUCAGACAAAUGGUGCGCUUUCUAUACCCUUAGCUGCCCUUGGAUUCAUGACAAGGUUAGCAAGUGGAAUUUUUUCUAGGGGUCAAAGAAACAUUACAGAUAAUUCAGGGGGUGAUAAUGUAACAUUACAUAGGGAAGAUAAAAAUGAUGAUGUGUCUAGUUCACGAAAAUCCAGCUCUACUGAUAAUACCCUUGAAAGAUUGGCUUCUGGUAGUGAGGAGCAUGAACAUGAACAUGCUGAUGUGGAGGAAAAGUUUUUAUUAGAUUCGCCAGCUCAGCGAUUAAAUAUUGAUGAUUCUGGUAAAUCAAGUGAGGGGGGGAAUGGAAAUUCCAGCUUUAAAGGAUUUGAUAUUGUGAAAGAUCCUCUUGAUCAUUAUUAUCUUGGUGUCAAUGGACAGAAUAUCACCGGAAGAAAAUGGCUGAAGAAAGUCCAACAAGAUUGGAAUAUCCUUCAAAACAACUUACCAAAUGGAAUUUAUGUCAGAUGUUAUGAAAAUAGAAUGGAUUUAUUGAGAGCUGUAGUAGUUGGAGCAUAUGGAACACCUUAUCAAGAUGGCCUUUUCUUUUUUGACUUUCAUCUCCCCCCUGAAUACCCCGAUGUUCCUCCGUCAGCAUAUUAUCAUUCGGGAGGAUGGAGAAUAAACCCUAAUUUAUACGAGGAAGGAAAAGUUUGUCUUAGCCUGUUAAAUACAUGGAGUGGAAAAGGGAAUGAAGUUUGGGAUCCAAAAUCUUCCAGCAUUCUUCAAGUUCUGGUUUCACUACAAGGCCUUGUGCUUAAUUCCAAACCCUAUUUUAAUGAAGCUGGAUAUGAUAAACAAGUUGGGACUCCAGAAGGAGAGAAGAAUUCUUUGUCAUAUAAUGAGAAUACCUUCUUAUUGAACUGCAAAACAAUCAUGUAUCUCAUCAGAAGACCCCCAAAGGAUUUUGAAGAUCUUGUGAGGGAGCAUUUUAGAGAGCGUGGGUAUUAUAUUCUCAAGGCAUGUGAUGCGUACAUGAAAGGCUAUUUAAUUGGCUCUCUUUCUGAAGAUGCCUCUGUAUGUGAAACCAGUAUUCCGGAUGCUAAUUCUGUUGGGUUCAAGCUCAUGUUAGCAAAAAUUGUGCCAAAGCUUUUGUUAGCCCUCAAUCAAAUCGGAGCUAAUUGUCAAGAGUUCAUUCAUUUACAAGACUCGUAAUGUCUCUUUUUUUUUUACCCUAAAAAAGUGGGAUCCGAUUAAAUGCAAUGUAUUUGGAAAGGAAUAUUGUACAUUUAGGGGGGUUUUAUGGCAAAAUUUGAAAAAUCGGAUAUCCUGAUUUCUCAAGCUAACUAACCACAAUUGGGGUGUGUUUUUGGGAUUUGAUUUGUUGGAUAAGCUAUCGAGAGGAUUUGGUGGCUAUUUUUUGUUUGUUUUAUACUUUUGUUGGUGGAAGUGCAACCAUAUUUGAUUCAAGAUGAGUGGAAAAGUUAUUUGAAAACAUGUUAUAUGCAACUUUGAAACAUUUUUGA